Molecule: messenger RNA, 862 nt
Organism: Somion occarium
Lineage: Eukaryota; Fungi; Basidiomycota; Agaricomycetes; Polyporales; Cerrenaceae
Source: the annotation of a GenBank genome assembly
GAAUCAAUUUAAUAGCAACAAACCGCUAGACGGUCUUCCGUUCUCCUUGAACACUGACCGCAGCACUCCUUCUUGAAGCUCGUUAUGAUCGUAUCACGCAUCAUAGAUCUUUUUCUAUCUCUAUGCAUAUGCCUCAAGUCGGAUUCCAUAAGACGGCACAAUGCCUGCCAGCAGCUCGACUCUUUGGCACAUUGGUUGCUCGCAUUGGCAAGUAUGUGGCAACACUACGUCAAGUCUCCACCUCGCCUUAUGCUCCGUCUCUUGUCUUAUUUUCGGUUAGAUUGCAAGCCCGCUCUCCUGUGUCUGAAACUUGGAUAUCACUACGUCAAGAUCAUCUCGUACUCAAGCUUACGCGUUCCGGUAUCGGGGUUCAUAACCGCAAUAACUAUACUGUAUCUCUUCAUCUUCUCAACACCCAUCCUAAGCCCUCCACGUCCGGACCUAUAGGACACCUGCCAGUCACAACCUUACCUCAUUACUCAACCGGGUUGCUAGCGUUCUUAUCAGUCACGUCCUUGUCCUGCCCUCCCAAUGCACUGGAUCUACACAUGCAUAUAUCACCUUUUGGUCACCUUUACCCGUAUAUCUGGCCUUGUGACUCUCGACUAGCCGCCAGCAUCUCAACAUACUCGGAUAUGACUGGCCAGGUGCUAUUGAAGAGCCUAAAGACGAGUAUCACCCUUAGAUUGUUCUGUUUUCCUCCUUCUGGCGACUGUUCUGAUACUUUCGAAGAGGCGAAUUUGCAAAACUACGGAGCUAUGCAUGAUUAACGACGAGCUUUGGUCUAUGUCCAGACAGUAAUCGGUACCGUUAUGAUGGUCCAGUAGUUCGUCAGAAGCUCAUACACUCGAGUUCGAAAUUG